Lagenorhynchus albirostris (white-beaked dolphin) is the source of this 2499-nucleotide messenger RNA. RefSeq names its product DDB1 and CUL4 associated factor 17 (gene DCAF17). Gene Ontology annotation, cellular component: Cul4-RING E3 ubiquitin ligase complex. Gene Ontology annotation, biological process: protein ubiquitination. Lineage: Eukaryota; Metazoa; Chordata; Mammalia; Artiodactyla; Delphinidae. The record is from RefSeq and is a predicted model, not a curated record. The transcript is spliced from 14 exons. The coding region runs from base 272 to 1861 and encodes 529 amino acids.
GCCGCCGGGUCCGGAGCCGGAGAGCGUUUGAGGGGCUAGGCAGGAAGGGAGUUUCUUUUCCUUCCCAAUUGCCCGGUCUCGGGCGGCGCCGGCUCUGCCUAACCUCGCGUCACUGCCGUGCGCCCCCGGCCCGGCUCCGGGUGUCAGCUUUUCCUGGGCCCCUCGGGGAGUUGGGGCCUGGAGGUUCGGAGGUAGCGGCUCCUGCCCAGCGUCGGAGUGAGGGGCGCACCCCUCUUGGGCCCUGCCAACUCCGCCACCGGCCCGCACCUCCAUGGGCCCAAGCCAGAAGCCCAACGUGUGCCGCAGGCUGAGUCGCCGGGCGCUGGGCUUCUUCUCUCGGGACGCGGGCGUGGUGCAGAGGACGAACCUGGGUAUCCUGCGGGCGCUGGUGUGCCAGGAAAGUACUAAGUUUAAGAAUGUUUGGACAACUCAUUCCAAGUCACCUAUAGCCUAUGAGAGAGGAAGAAUAUAUUUUGACAACUAUCGGUGCUGUGUCAGCAGCGUUGCAUCAGAGCCAAGAAAACUUUAUGAAAUGCCAAAAUGUUCCAAAUCAGAAAAAAUAGAGGAUGCUUUAUUAUGGGAAUGCCCAGUGGGAGAAAUGCUUCCCAAUACAUCAGAUUAUAAAUCCUCACUCAUAGCACUGACUGCUCAUAAUUGGCUACUUCGUAUAUCAGCAACUACAGGAAAAGUCCUUGAGAAAAUAUAUCUUGCUUCAUAUUGCAAAUUCAGAUACUUGAGCUGGGACACUCCUCAAGAAGUCAUUGCAGUCAAGUCAGCUCAGAGCAAAGGCUCAGCAUUGGCCCAGCAGGCAGGCAUUCAACAACCUGUUUUGCUGUACCUUGCAGUGUUCCAUGUGCUACCUUUUUCACUCAUAGGGAUUCUGGAGAUCAACAAAAAGAUUUUCGGGAGCGUAACAGAUGCCACCUUGUCUCAUGGAAUACUGAUUGUGAUGUACAGCUCGGGACUGGUCAGACUUUAUAGCUUCCAAGCCAUCACUGAACAGUUCAUGCAACAGAAACUUGACUUAGGGUGUGCAUGCAGAUGGGGUGGGACUACUGGAACUGUAGGAGAGGCUCCUUUUGGCAUUCCUUGUAAUAUUAAAAUCACAGAUACACCACCACUGCUCUUUGAGGUGUCCUCCCUGGAGAAUGCUUUUCAGAUUGGAGGCCAUCCUUGGCACUACAUUAUCACACCUAAUAAGAAGAAACAAAAAGGAGUUUUCCAUAUUUGUGCCCUAAAGGACAAUUCCUUGGCAAAAAACGGGGUCCAAGAAAUGGAGUGUUGUUCUCUAGAAUCUGACUGGAUCUAUUUCCAUCCUGAUGCUUCUGGUAGAAUAAUACAUGUUGGCCCAAAUCAGGUCAAAGUUUUAAAGCUAAGUGAAGUAGAAAAUAAUAGUGCCCAGCAUCAGAUCUCUGAAGAUUUUGUCAUUUUGGCCAACAGGGAGAAGAACAAAAAUGAAAACUUACCCACUGUUACAGCUUCUGGACGGGUGGUAAAAAAAAGCUUUAACCUUCUGGAUGAUGACCCAGAACAAGAGACUUUCAAAAUUGUGGACUAUGAAGAUGAGUUAGAUUUGCUUUCUGUGGUAGCUGUUACUCAAAUAGAUGCUGAAGGAAAAGCUCACCUGGAUUUCCACUGUAAUGAAUAUGGAACUUUACUUAAAAGCAUUCCACUCGUGGAGUCAUGGGAUGUGACAUAUAGCCACGAAGUUUACUUUGACAGAGACUUGGUACUACACAUAGAACAAAAACCCAGCAGGGUCUUCAGCUGCUAUGUUUACCAGAUGGUAUGUGACCCUGGGGAAGAAGAAGAAACCACAAACAGAAGUUGUAAAAAAGAUUGCAAUAAUUUUAAAUUUUGAGAUGUAACUUCUGAGACUUCUAGCCAAACACCCCAGCAGCCAUGUCCAGUCCUCCUUUUUAUUAUCUGCAUAGCAUAUUCUCCAGUAUUUUCCAGAAAAGGUCUUGUGUUGACUUCAGAUGACUGUGACUUCUUUUUUAAACUCUUGCCAUACAAGGUGGUGAGUACUUCAUUUUAUGUAGAGAUUUUUUACAAUGACAUCCCAAGAAGUCUAACAUUUUGCAGUUUUUAGGCGGGUGGUGAUGCAAAUAUAAAACAUUGAAGAGCAGAGAAAGAGGUUAAUUCUAAUUAUUGGGAGAGGGUCAUUGAUGAGUAGGUGUUUAACGUGGUUGUUAAAGGAUGGCCUGGGGUUUUGAUUAGUAAAACUAAGGGUGAGAGAUAAAAAGAAAGAUACAAAAGAUACAGAAAGAAAUCAAGAAAUCCUGUAUCCUCUCACCCAAACUUUGUUUAAGGAUGGAAAAUGAGAUCUAUAAUAUGAAAUAAUACUUUGAGCCAAAAAUGUGUCAUCACAGUUUUAAAAAAAUGUAUAUGUAUAUAUGUUUUGUGUUUGUAUAUAGUAUCAGGAAUUGGCUGUAGUUCCCCAAUAAUCUUUUCUUCCAUGGUUUUAUUCUCUUGGUUUGAUGUUCCCAUUGGUUUUUU